GUACACAGAUCUUCCUCAUUUAUUUCCCUCCUUUGCACACUCACUGAAGCUGGCACACUCCCUGCUCUCCUCCUCCCCACCCCCACCCCUUCUCUCUGCCCACCAGCCAGCCGGGAGCCUCUGACCCCGUGUCCUGGCCGUCUGUCUGUCCUCAGGCCGAGCCGAGCGCCGAGCGCCGAACGCUCCCCGCCACCCUCUCGGCAGUCCAGGCCCGGCCAGGGAGCACGUGGCCCCCCGCCUGAUCCGGUCUCGGGGGCAGGGGCGGGGACGGGGGCUCUGAGAGGCCGCGCUGGCGGUGCGCAGCACUUUGCUGUCCCCAGGCCAUUGUCCCUGGGGCGGGGCCGGGCUGAGCCACGCCGCCCCGAAGUGCUGAGCUGGGAAGAGCACUGGGUGCUGAUGCAGAGGACUGGCCCCCCAAGCGUGGAGGAGGCCGCCGGGGGCCCCGCCGCGGCCAUGGACGGCUACUCCAGCCCUGUGCCUGCCUUCCUCACCAAGCUGUGGACGCUGGUGGGCGACCCCGAGACCAACCAUCUCAUCUACUGGAGCCCCAAUGGAGCCAGCUUCCACGUCCGAGAUCAGGGCCGAUUUGCCAAGGAGGUUCUGCCUAAAUACUUUAAACACAACAACAUGGCCAGCUUUGUGAGGCAGCUCAACAUGUAUGGCUUCCGGAAGGUGGUGAACAUUGAACAAGGGGGCUUAGUGAAGCCGGACCUGGACGACAACGAGUUCCAGCACCAGUCUUUCCUCCGAGGGCAUGAACACUUGCUCGAACAAAUUAAGAGGAAGGUGUCUGUGCUGAGGAGUGAGGAGAACCGGCUUCGCCAGGAGGACCUGAGUCGGAUCAUCUGCGAGGUCCAGGUGCUUCGGGGACAGCAAGACAGCGCCGAAGGCCAGCUGCAAGAUCUCAGACAGCAGAAUGAAGUCCUGUGGCGUGAGGUAAUGAGUCUUCGGCAGCAACACCAUCAACAACACAGGGUUAUGAACAAACUGAUCCAUUGUCUCUUUAGCCCAAUCCAGGCUGGGCCCAGCAGUGGGGCAUCCAAGAGAAAACUGCCCCUGAUGCUGGCUGAAGGGACCGGAAUGCACUCUGGAGUCAAAGUCAGCAGAACGUCUCUGCCUGAGCUUCCCUUGGGGGACUCCUACUUUAUCCAGUCACCUUCCACAGAAACAUCCUCCUGCCGUAGUAGCAGCACCAGAGAAGUGAGGGAACCCAUCAUCUCUGAUAUCUCCGAUAUCUCUCCCUCCCCUGAAGAUAUUAUGUCACCUUCCUGUGGCACCCAGAGGGAGAAGAGCCCAAUGCUGCUCAAGGAAGAGCCAGACAGCCCCAGGGGGAAAGGUACAACUGCUCCUUCACAUGUGUCCUCAAGCGACUAUGGCUUCUACAUGACAGCCCCACCUGUGAUCCCUGUGGCUGUAGUCCAGUCAGUCCUGGAAGGCAAGGGGAGCUGCAGCCCUGAACAGAGGAGUGCCCAGCAGCCAGAGAGGAGGGACCAAAGGGAGCCUCCAGAAAGGGAGUUGGGGGAGCCCCUAGAAAGCGAAGACCUGAGCCUGGAGAAUUUACAGCUGUUGCUCCGGGGCCAGCCUGUAACCUUAGAGCCCGAGGGGGGACUGGAGGUGUUCAGCUCCGAACUCUCAGGGAGCGGCGUCUCAGGAAGCGGCGUCUCAGGGAGCGGCGUCUCGGGGAGCGUUCUCUCGGGGAGCGGCCUCUCGGGGAGCGAGUGGAGCCUGCUGGAUAUGGAUGUGGGGCUGUCCUUGAUGCAGCAGCUCCCCAAAGACCUGGAGAAGCCUGAGACCGAGCUGAUGUCCAAAGAGCCGAACCCCCCGGACUCAGGGAAGGAUCCGGCAAGCCCCCGAACGUUCGCGAUGGAAGCCCACUCGAGCUUUGGAGCUCCUGAACUCGGGGUCCCUGCUGUCCAGCCCCUUUAUGACCCCUCGCACACCCUGGCCCAGAAUGAGACUCGAACCCCCUAUCUGAGCCCUGGGGCUAAUCCCGACCCGUGAGGAGAGGUCCCCGGGGGCGGGGCUGAUCCGAACUGGCCUGAGGGCUUCGGCCCCACUCUGUGUUCUGGGGGGCUUCGGAUUCCAGCCCAUCCCCCUUCCUCCCCCUCCUCCGCACCUCCCGCACCCCACCCCAGGAGUUGCAAGGCCCCGAGCCUGAAUCAGCGAAGGUGCCAGGCAAGGAAUUAUGCACCUAGCGCCCCAAAGUGCGCUGAGCGCCCCAGGCAGGAGACAGCCCUCCGCAGCUGCCCAGAGCUCCGCCCAGCCGCCGGCCGGCGUGGCGGGGCCGGAGGGCGAGGGCCAGGCCCGGAUUUCAUUGGCUCUGGGGCCCGCCUCCACCCCCACCUCCCACGUGGUCCCCGUCCUCUUCCCCUACCAACUACGCUUGUGUCGCGGAUCCCAGGCACCUCCUUUGAGUGCUGGUUAUGAAUAAAUGCGAUGCAGUGUC
Molecule: messenger RNA, 2446 nt
Organism: Monodelphis domestica (gray short-tailed opossum)
Lineage: Eukaryota; Metazoa; Chordata; Mammalia; Didelphimorphia; Didelphidae
Gene: HSF4
Product: heat shock transcription factor 4
Biological process (GO): regulation of DNA-templated transcription
Molecular function (GO): sequence-specific DNA binding; DNA-binding transcription factor activity
Source: RefSeq, a predicted model, not a curated record